GGCGGAAGUGGCGCCGUGGGCCGGGCCGGGCACGCGGGCGGGCCGGAGGGACGGAUCGCUGCGGGCUGGAAGUUUCUUCUCGGGCACCGAGUGCACUGAAAAGGAGUUUCUGUUGUUAAUACGUCUGUGCUAAUACGUCUGAGGUCUUGGUUUUAAAGAUCUCGGUUUCUUGCAGCUGACCGUUUGACUCUCUGAAGCAGUUAGUUCAUAUCCCGAGGGGAUCCGCAGUGUAGUGCAGUCGACCCGAGGUCUCUCUAUUUUCCCGUGGGUUGCUGCUUUCUAGAGCUCGAAAUACUGUUGAGAUAAUGACUGUGUAAGAAUCCACUUUCCUCAGGGGCUUCAGGUAUCGACCAUUGUGACUGACCACAUCAAUGAGCUGCUGAUGCUCGUGGCUGUUCCUUCAUUCUUCACAAAACUGUGGUGGAAUAGAUCAGCUUCUCAGCCUGCUGGAAUAAAGUGUGAAGUAAAUACUUUGAACUGAAAAGCUGUGUAAAUCUUCUAGUUGCUCUUUUCACUAGAGGUUUAGAUCCUAAUAAAGCAGCUAUGCCUGUUCAGUUGCUGAAGAUCAUGAAAGAACAAUCUGAGACUCCACUACCAAGGCAUUUGCAAAAGGAGGAUUUGAAACACUUGCAAGAAGGCUGUGAUCAUACCAACAAAUAUAUUCAGGGAAUAGUUGUUCUUUCCUACCCAUUAACAAAACUCGGAGAUGGGACAGACUUUUUCAAGAUUGUUCUUCAAGGUUUGGAUGACUUGUGUUCCCGGAUCAACAGCAUCAAUAUUUUAAUAUAUGGAAAAAUGGCAGAGGAUUGUGCGAAAGUUAUACACCAUGGGGACACCUUCAUAGUUGCAGGAUUUAAGGUGAUAAAAUCGCCUACAGCGAGAGAGGAUGGCAGACAUGGUUGUCACCUGGAGGUGUCUGAAGAAGACGGAUCAACCAUUUACUGCCUUCAAUUUUGUAAUCAGAUUUACACUAAACCAAGAACAGCUACUGCUUCAGAAACUGCAUUUGUGUCUAUUGCUCCAAAAUAUGUGUAUACUCCCCUGAAUCAACUUAAAGAUGGAACUAUAGUGAAUUUGUAUGGCGUUGUGAAAUUCUUCAAGCCUCCAUAUGUUAGCAAAGGCACUGAUUAUUGCUCAGUUGUAACACUUGUGGACCCAUCAAAUGUGAAGUUAACAUGCACUCUUUUUAAUGGAAAUCCAAAUUCCCUACCAAAAAUUUACAAAAUUGGAGAUAUUGUUCGAUUUCAUAGAAUAAAGAUCAGGGAAUACAAUGGACAAAUGCAGGGAAUUACCAGUGGGGGAUUUGCAUCCUUGACAUUUGAUGGAACUGUAGGAGCGCCAGUAGUUCCUCGAACUUCUAGCAAAGUGUACACUUUCAUGGAUGAAGAACAUAAAACAAUAGAAGAAUUACGUGUUUGGGCAGCCCGUAAUAUUUCCAUCCCUGGACCAGCAGCAAAAUUGUCUAGUGUUCAGCCAAUGCUGUUCUUUGAUCUCACUUGCCACCUGGUAGGAAAAGCAAAAGUGGAUGGAUCUUCUUUUCUUCUAAAGGUAUGGGAUGGCACAAAAUGUCCCUAUCCAACAUGGAGAGUACCUGUGGAAGCAAAGGACUUGGAAGGAGAAAAGGUUCUUCUUCAUCAGCUGAGAAAUCUAAUGGUGGACAUUCUAGUCUAUGAUAACCAUGUACAACUGGCAAAAUCACUUAAGAUUGGAAGUUUUCUGAGAAUUUACAGCAUUCAUGCGAAACAAGCAAGUGCUGAUAAUGAAGAUGUCUCUCAUAUAGAAUUUCAUCUUCAUGGUGGCACCUGUUACGGUCGAGGAAUAGGAGUCUUGCCAGAAAAUAACCCCGAUGUUAAGGAACUAAAAACAUUCUUAGAAUCUGUGGAUCUGGCAGACAGUCAGAAUAUGGAAAGCAUGUCUUCAGUGGAAUUAGACGACACUUUUAGCGAUUUUACGGAUCUUGAAUCGCACUUACAGAGAUGUCAGCAGUUACCUGUUACAGUAUUAACAGAUCAUCAGGAUUUGAAUAACACAGAACUGAAAACCAUUAUGAACAGCACAGCUCCUCGACAGUAUCGCAUUAGAGCAAAACUGAGAACCUAUAAACCCCAGAAGCUCCAUCAGUCUGUUAAACUUCAUUGUUCCAAAUGCAACUCCUUGCAAGAAGUUCCAGAUGGAGAUGUGUUUGACUUCAUUUUACAACGCUCUGCCAUCACUGCCCCAAACCCAGAAUUACACAAUACAUCCUGGUAUAAUUCUGUAAUGUGGACUACACAAGACCAGAAGCAAAGGAAAAUAGCUAUCCAUUUCGUAAAGCAUGAUGAAAUGCUUCAACAGCCUGAAGACACCUUGCUUAUGAUAGAAGGUGGAACACUGAAAGAAGUCUGGAAGCUUACAAAAAGGUUUAAGUGUGUUAUUCCUGUGAGAUCCACAGAAGUUGAUCUGGAAUUAUUAGAUCUUUCAGCUCCUUUUCUUUUACAAGGGAAUGUAAAAUAUUAUGGGUGCAAGCAGUGUUCAGCUCCAAAGCCUUUGAAGAGUCUGAGUUCCAUUGCAGGAGAACAGCGACCAUCAUGGGACCCAACUGAAAUAGCACAAGUUUUAGGUAUUGAACUUCUCCAGUAUGUUUUUAUUAUGAAGUUUACUCUGGUUGAUGGAACAGGAGCACUAAAUGCAUACCUUUUUGAUUAUGAAAAGUUUUUCCAAAUUCCUGCCUCUGAAAUCCUAACUAACAAUUUUCUUCAGGAAAAGAUGCAGAUGACCAUGAAUAUGCUCUGUCCUCCAGGAAGAAAAUUAGGUGACUUGCCAUGGCUGGAAUGCUUCAUCAAGUCCUAUAAUGUCAGAGAUGCAAAGAAACAUCAGGUUUAUUACCAAAUUUUUGACACUACAGUUGCUGAAGAUGUUGUAUAGUCAUGUGUUGCUAGUGAGAAGUAAGCCAGUAAGGAAUUUUUGGGGGUGGUUGGGGUCACAGACUGUAUUAAAAGAAAUCUUUGUUCCUUUCUCAGAAAUUCAAGCUGUGUGUAUGAGUUUUUAGUUUGUGUAUGAAUGUGAAUGGGAAUUAUGCUUUGAUGUAUUUACAUACAGCUUUGUGAUGCAAGGGCAAGUGGAGAUGCUAAGCUUUUCACUGGAAGCUGCUUGGCUCAGGUUGAUGGAAGCAGUCGAGUACUCAUCUAUCCUUCAAAAAGGCAGUCUUGAGGUUACUGUAAACUGAUGAGUUUUACUCAGAAAAUCUAGUCAGAAUUAUGCUUCUUGUUAUUUUUGUAUAAUGUCAGCAAAGAUAGAAGGAGCUUUUCAGUAAACUCUUUCAGACUACUUUGUGCAAGCCUAUGUUACUGUUCUCAACCAGUUUGACAGGGAGAUUGUUGAUUUUUAGAGACUUCUUUGAUUUUGCGCUGAUGUGUACAUUUAGACAGAACUUAUCCUCUUAAAAAUACUGAGGUAACCGCUACUUAUACCAGUUACUGUAGAUUCUGGUGGUGUUAUGAGCAUAACCAUGUAAUGACUAUCACUAAAAUUAAAGUCAAGUCAUGAAAGUAAGGUAGUGUAAAAUUGUUACAUGAAUAUUGACAUUUGGUAGAUGGUAAUGACUUAGGGUGGCCCUGUUGGGUACCAAAGUUGGUAGCAUGCUUAUUAGCUGGGUCUGUGUUUUCAAAGACUCUCAUGUAUCUGGCUAAAUGUACUGUCAGAUUGCACUGCCUAGAUCUGCCUUUUCCAUCUUACGUAAUCAGAUUGUAUGACUAAAUUUAGAGAUACAGAAUUGAUCGAGUGCUAUCAUGGAUUGAAAAUUCUGCGGGACUAGAAAAGUGACUUGGUUGUUUUCCUUUGCGUUCAGAAGUCCAUAGAACAAAUUCAGGACAUUUUUCUCCAUGGAUUUCUACAUUAAUAAUCCAUGGAGAAAAAUGUCAAAUCAGAUGCUUUCCAUCAGAGCAAAAUUACUUAAUAUUUAAACAGCUGUUUUUAAUGAAGUUCAGGAGCCAGAUGGAAUAUCUAUUUGUAAGUAGAUUAUUAUUUUGAUAGUAGAUGAGGGGUUUUUUUCCUUUUUCAGGGAUGUUUAGUAGAUUAUGAAAUUUGUCAUUUAAAAUUUCAUCAAAUAUUUUCUGAUAAUUUUCUGAUUUCUGAUAAUUUUCUCUAAAAAAUUAUACUGGGUUUAUAUGUUCUGAGGCAGGAGAUUGUUCCUUACUGAUUGGUGUAUAGGCAGAACCAAUAUUAAAAGUGGUUAGUGGAUAUCUCCUUUAAAAAUUCUGAAAAAUAAAACAACUUUGGACUUGAACAAGCAGUUUACCAAAGAGUCUACUGACUUAUGAAAGUUCACCUGAAUAUUUGAAUAAAUGUAUCAACAAAAAUAGUUACAGCAAGUUACUAAAUGAUUAUUAUAAAACUUUGGACGCUGGCCACAUCCAGAUAAUUUCAGAAGCUACGGGUUAAAUUAAAGGCAAUCUUUUUUGCUUUUAUUGUAUAUAGUGUAUGAAAACAGGAAUUUUUAUUUUUCUAUUUUUGUUAACUCCGAAAGAUAUUGGUAUUGUACAUUUUUUCUAAAUAAAUCUUUGUAAAGUAAUAAAUGAGAAUAUGCUUUGAAUUUCGGUGUAAAAUCAGUAUCACCAUGUACCUUGUCUGAGAUCCGUGCCCGAAAACUCUGCAUAUGCAUCACAAUUUUUUUACUAUUGAAUAUUGUAUUAAAAUGCUUAAUAAAGAUAUCUCCAAAUAUUAAA
This is a messenger RNA of Corapipo altera (White-ruffed manakin), 4703 nucleotides long. It is a transcript of the gene POT1, whose product is annotated as protection of telomeres 1. Bases 544 to 2904 code for a protein of 786 amino acids. The transcript has 22 exons. Gene Ontology annotation, molecular function: telomerase inhibitor activity; G-rich strand telomeric DNA binding. Gene Ontology annotation, cellular component: nuclear telomere cap complex; chromosome, telomeric region. Gene Ontology annotation, biological process: regulation of telomere maintenance via telomerase; telomere capping. Lineage: Eukaryota; Metazoa; Chordata; Aves; Passeriformes; Pipridae. The record is from RefSeq and is a predicted model, not a curated record.